CAAAGCAUUAUUUUUUAUUUCUUCAUUUCCUAAUCAAAUAAACCAAUCUGAGAGAACAAAAGAAAACAGCAAUGGCAACAAUAGCAAAGAGCAACGUCUCUCUUAAACAAACGUUACAAACCCACCAUCAUCAACCAAAUCCUUCUCUCGAUUCUCUCUUCCACGCCCUUGACCCAAUCUCUCUCAUCCUCAAUCCCAAUAACAAUAACAACUCUGUUUCGAUCUUGAACCACUCUGUUCUCCCCAUGAGUCUCACAACACAGAGCUUCAUCAUCAUGGAGGACAUGGAGAGAGGACCCAGAUACGAAGCAUACGCUGAACUCAGAGAAAGGAAGCUUAGAAUGAAGUACCCGAGGCAACAAGAGCGAGAGGAAGAGGAAAGUGAGGAACUUGAACCCAAACAACUACCAACCCCACCAAGAAAACAGGUCAAGUUUCAGAGUGGUUUGAGAAAAGGUUCCUCUGUUUCUGCUUCCGCUCUUGCUCAAUCUGUUCCUGAUUUCUCUGCUGUCUUGAGGAAGGAGAAUCGGAAACCAGUGAAUGCAUUACCUUCAGUAAUGGAGCUUACACCGCCAUCAAAGAGUUACUACUCCAAAGGUGGGGUGUUAUCGUCGAGUUCGAGAGGGAGUAAAUCAGCAAAUGCAGGGGAGAAGAAGAAGGGUGGUGGGAUUUUGAUGGCAAGAAAGAGUUAUGCAACUAUGGAUGAACUCAGGAAUUUCACUUCUGCCACUGCUAAUGCUAUCAAUGGUGAAGGUAGCAGAGGAGUAGGAAGGAACAAUGGUGGCAGGGUGGUGGGAAGAACUGUCUUGGGGUACAGACAAUUAUAGGUGGUUUUAAAUUGUGAUUACAGUUUGCCACGGGAGAAAGAAAAUGCAGCUGAUGUAGUCACAUAAAUUUGAUUGAAAGUUUACAACUGCAACAUUCCACAACUUAAAAAAGCCUACUUGGUGGCUAUGGUGAUGGAAUUCUUUUGAUCCCCCCUUUGUUGGUUGUUUGAGUUUGUGAGAAGGCUUUGGAUUUUGGUGAUGCCUCCACUGGUUUUUGUUUUUUUCCUACAUAUAUUCUUUCUGUUUCUAUUCUUUUUUGGAAGAAACUUGCAGUAUUGUGUAAGUUGUAUCUGAGAUUGAGGAUAUGGAUAAAAGUGUAUUGUUUUUCAAAUAUAAUAAAUGAGUAAAAAUGCUGUUUCCAUUA
Molecule: messenger RNA, 1191 nt
Organism: Arachis ipaensis
Lineage: Eukaryota; Viridiplantae; Streptophyta; Magnoliopsida; Fabales; Fabaceae
Product: homeobox Hox-B3-like protein
Source: RefSeq, a predicted model, not a curated record